CGACCUCGUGGCGGCAACCUGGCACUCGUUUCCACUACGUAGUCGCUUCGGUUCCUGCUGGCUGUGCCGACGAGGAACAGGAUGUCCGACAUAACCGGUGUGUCGAAAUGGCGAUCUCUGAUUCCCGGGGAGUCCCCGUGACCGUUUUGCGAGAGGCGCUCGACGCGUCUUGAGGAAUCGUUCAAAUUCGUCGACGGAAGUAGGACGCUCCUUUCCGGGAUCCGGAGCGCCGAAAUUCCGCCGAUUUUCCCGCUGGGAGUUGCGACGAGGCAAUUUGCGGUCGAAAAGAGGCGAACUUGCAUCCUCGUUCCAAUUUGCAGUUCUUGGAACUCCAUUGACGUGAUUGCGUCGGCAAUUUGGCUCGGGGGCAGGACAGAAUUUCGGAAUUCGACGUCAGUGUUUGGGUUCAGGGUUUUCGUCGAAUGUUCGAUUCGAGAGCAACAGACGAGAGUGAGACGGUCUUUCAGUCGCAAUGGAUUUAGCCUGUAGGCGGUGAGAGUUGCCGAAGAGAGAACUUUGACGACGGGAGGUGCGAGGGAGGAGACGAGCGUGGAGACGAGCGAAGGAGCUGAAUUGUGACGGCUCUGAAAUGGUGGAAGGUCCCGGUGUUCACCGUGUGGCCAUUGCCCAUAGACGGGUGCUUCUUGGGCGGGCUUUUGUCUGUACAUCACCAAGCGGCAGAUUUGCAGAAGGUGCAGAAAACAUCAAUGGAAUGUAUUUGUCUUUGAUCGAAGCCCAUGGAAAGAAUAUUUUUUACGUACGUUCUUCACAAAUCAUCGAUUAGAAAAUGCGGCGUUGGAAAAACUUCCAGAAGACGUCAUCGUGGUCCAUAUUCACUUCGGAAUGUCAGGGUCUUUUCGUACCUUCAAGUUUCCAGGACCAGAACCGAGGGAAAAAACCCGUUUGAGACUGGAGAACGAAGCAGAAGACGUAGUGGCCCACUUGAGUUCCUCAGUGUGCGUUCAUGGUGGAAUGGAACUAUACAGAAAGAGGCUUACAGAACUGGGACCCGAUCCUCUGCGAGACGAUGCAGACAAGGAGAUAGCCUGGAACAAGAUGCAAAAAACUAAGAAAUCAAUUGGUGCUUUUCUUAUGGAUCAAUCCAUGAUUGCCGGCAUUGGCAACAUAUACAGAGCCGAGAUUCUUUUUGUAUGUGGAGUCCACCCUAAUCAGCGGUCUUCUUCUAUCAGUCGCUCAACCUUCGAAGACAUAUGGAACCAAAGUACGAGGCUACUACAUGUCGGUGUUAUCGCAGGAUCUAUCAUCACUGUGUCGCCAGAGGAAGCAGGGAAACCAUUUUCGAAACUGAAAUCUGGAGAGAGGCGCUACGUUUACAAUCACAAAUCUUGUAGAAGGUGUGGGGGGCCAGUAAUAAAUUGGACAAUAGCUGCCAGAACUUGUUAUGCUUGUGAUGCAUGUCAACCUCUCAUAGAUGGCGUUGAACCACGGAGAAAGACAUUUGUAGACGCUGUUAGAAGCAAGGGACACGAGGAAGAGGACGACGGACCAGCUGAUACUGAUACAUUGAACGAGAGCCCUGUAAAGCAUGGAGAUGAAUCUGUUCCUAAACGCUUUGAGAAUAAGAAGGCACCUGCGAAGAAAGCGAAGACAUCUACAAUAGCUUUCAGGAAGAGGAAGGUAAUGGAUGGAAAAAUAGUGGAGCACCAAGCUUUGAAAGAUAUCCCUACUGGUGGUCUAGUUGACUUCCCAGGGAGCUUGGACGACUUGAUCUGGCCAAGUGCUGAUCCUGCAUCGUUGAAAGGAAGUCCUUUUAUAAACAAGUCAGCUGAGGCUUUUUCUUUCAUGAGACUACCACGUUCAGUUGCUGCUCAGUAUGGACGAGUUAAUCAGCGGAAGACAGUCGGACAUGUUGCUCAGACUGCUGAGUACCUUUUACCUUCGAUAACUACUGUUGGUCAAGGUACUAAGUAUCGGUUACCGGUAGCCAGACCUCAUUCAGCGUUAGGUUUGACUUUGUAUCCAAUUGGAUAUGUUUUUCCUUUGUGCAGGUUGUUUUCUAGAGUGUUAAUGCUUUGACCUUCGUGUAUCUUCUUUAUUGCGAGAAUGAAUACAUGAUCUUACGACACUCAUCUUACUUCUUCUCAUAGUGUUUAUUUUUUUUAUGUCUGACCACCCUUUAAACCAACUUUCGAAUGUACAUUGAAGUAAUAGAAGUUCUUCUGAAAACAGCGAGAGCUUCGUGAUCAUAAAGUAUUGAGUACGAAAUUCCUCC
Molecule: messenger RNA, 2233 nt
Organism: Marchantia polymorpha subsp. ruderalis
Lineage: Eukaryota; Viridiplantae; Streptophyta; Marchantiopsida; Marchantiales; Marchantiaceae
Source: the annotation of a GenBank genome assembly